Messenger RNA from Macrosteles quadrilineatus (aster leafhopper), 3420 nucleotides. It is a transcript of the gene Taz, whose product is annotated as tafazzin. The coding region runs from base 202 to 1023 and encodes 273 amino acids. Gene Ontology annotation, cellular component: mitochondrial membrane. Lineage: Eukaryota; Metazoa; Arthropoda; Insecta; Hemiptera; Cicadellidae. The record is from RefSeq and is a predicted model, not a curated record. The transcript is spliced from 5 exons. Gene Ontology annotation, biological process: inner mitochondrial membrane organization; cardiolipin acyl-chain remodeling. Gene Ontology annotation, molecular function: 1-acylglycerophosphocholine O-acyltransferase activity.
UGUUUAGCUUCCUGUUUUGCUGACUGUUGUUUCUGCUGUAGCUGUGUGUUCGUAACCUCGGACUCGGAUGUGUUUAUUAGAGUAAACUAACGUAAGUUACGGGUUAUGUGAGGUUGAGUUGAUGGUAGGGGUUUCUAAUUGUGCUAUUUUGAUCAAAAGCGAUGUCGUCCGGUGAUAAGUCCUUCGAUUAGACAUUACUUUAUGCGAAAUAAUUUUGGAAAAGGCUCCAAAAUGGAGUUUAGGAUAGACUGGAUUUUUCCAACGCUUAGAAAGCCUUUUCUUUUUUGGAACAUAGCUAGUUCCCUGACCGUUGCAGCUGUUGGUCUUUUUAGCAAACUUCUUAUUGGAUGGAUGAACAAAUCAAAAGCGUACAACAUAGAGUUGUUUCACAAACUGCUGGACAGUCGUCCCAGGAACGUUCCGUUGCUAACAGUGUCCAACCACCAUUCGUGCUUCGACGACCCUGGCAUCUGGGGCUUGCUGAGUUGGAAGCACCUGAUUAGUCGCAACACGAUGAGAUGGUCUCUCGCUGCCCACGACAUCUGCUUCACCAAUUCUUUCCACUCGUACUUCUUCAUGUUGGGAAAAUGUAUACCUGUCAUUCGUGGAAAAGGGGUGUAUCAGGACGCCGUCAACUUUUGUAUAGAACAGCUAGGCCGGGGUCAGUGGGUCCAUGUGUUUCCUGAGGGCAGAGUCAACAUGACUAAGGAGUUUAUCCGACUCAAGUGGGGUGUCGGCAGAAUGAUUCUGGAAUCUCCGGUCACUCCGGUAGUCAUCCCUAUCUGGCACAUCGGGAUGGACGAAGUCCUGCCUAACGAUCCACCGUACAUCCUCAAAACCGGGAAGAAGGUGACCUUCAACUUCGGCAACCCCAUCGAGCUGUCGCCCCUUCUCGAGAAACUGAGGGUGUCCAAGUCCAGCGAGGAGGAGGCGAGGAAAGCCAUCACAGAUAAAAUACAAGAGGAACUGCUCAGGUUAAAGGAGACAACCGAGGCGUUACACGAGGAGCACUUUCGGUCGUGACCGAACAGUCGUUAAAAUUAGUCCUCAUUCCCUCCCUCUGCAGAGUGCCUAGAAAGUUUUGUUUAGUUUUUAUCGGAUUCGUCCUCGAUCGCUGUUGUCCGAGCCACUUUACAGCUUGACAACGAGUCAAAGGAGCUCGAGUAUGAUCGUAUACACGUGACAUAUUGUACGGUUUUAACGCAUUUAUCGCGACUCUUUGUUUUAUCAAGUUACAGCUGGUUUUUUUAUUUUUUUACUAGAUUUAAAAAUUUACCUUUUAUGCUUAUAACCCUGUCAAAACAUGAUAUUGUAGUUUAGAACAUAGCAGUAUUGUGGAAGUACUUUAAACUGGAUACAUAAUUGGAACAUGUGUGGUUAGAAGCAAUUCGUAUAACGUUUACAUUGUUUAAACCGAUUAUUUGACAUUUGUUGGUGGUUGAUUUGUAAAGCAAUGUUACAUGGCUGUGACAAGUGUAUUGUUGCUGUGUUGGAAUAUUCUAAAGGUUAUAAACCUGGGCAGAAAUAGACUUACUAUAAAAGUCAAUUUGAAUUUGGUAAAAGUUGCUUAAAAGCAUCAAACAUAGAUAAAUCUGUACAAGCAACUUUCAUGGAAAAUUUACACGUUGAUUGUCCUGAAGUGAAGAGUUUGGUUGGGAAACAUUUAAUCGUUGACUGUUCUUCUACAUUAAGUAAUCAAAACAUCCUUAACAUCACUGCAAUGCAAACAAGUAUAGACCUGAACAGUUUUUAGGGAAAUACAAUUUCCCUUAAACAUGAUCAUUUUAAUUGAGAAAGGCGAGCGGUGCUUCUGUUUUAAAUUUAUAAAUGAAUAGCCUAAAGUCAAACUAAGUGAUUUUCUUUAAACUAUAUUUGAAAUCUAUUUCAGCUUUUGUACAGUUUAAUAUUUUGUGUCUAUAAAUAUGAUGUUAUUGUUUUUGUAUUUAUCAGUUAAAAAAAUGUAUAACUACAUAUUAUUCAUCCAUGAAGUGUGUAAACAUAUACUACAACCUUUACGGUUUUGCAUUUUUAUCAGUAAACCUAAAAGGUACUAUUUAGUUUUUUGUGAAGUGUGGGCAUUAGGCACCCUGUACAAGGUUUUGCUGGAAGGUAUUUGGUGUAGGUAUGAUAAGUGGUUUUGAGUUUUAAGAAGUGGAAAUGUUUUACUUAAAACUUACCUGGAUUUAGUUUUUAUUGUUUUGUAUUACCUUUGUGUGAAUAAUUGCUUUAAGUUUUUUGACAAAAAGAGUUUUAAAUGUUAAUAUAGACAUUAAUAUUGUGGAUCUUCUCACUUCUAUCACCCAUCUUAGAUUUCCCGUGGUAUUUUUUUUACAGUCAUCAUGUAACUUAAUUUUUUUUUCUAUUUAAUUAAAUCUUAUGAUUUUUUGGUUAUAAAUAUGUAUGUUAUUACACCCUUAUAAUUAAAUAUUUUGAUAAUGCUGAGAAAGAUUCAUUGAUUUGUUUGAUAAUUGUAAAGGAAUAUUUUAGAGUUAUGAUUCAAUGAUUUGGUGUAUGCUUUAUUUUACUCAAUGAUGAUUGCUGAUUUGUUUUCUUAAAGGUCAGCCCACACCUUUAUAGUAAUUAUUUUCAUUUCCCCACUAGAUAAAUCUUCAUAGGUAGUGCUAUAGAUGUUUUGUUUUGUAGCACAUGAAUUGUUGACAUAUGUUUUGCUGCUUUACUACAAUGUUUAAAAAAGCUUUAUUCUUUUAUAAUCGAUCCUUGUUGUAAACCUUGUAUACUUAACAUUUUAAGAUCAAAACCGUUACGAAACAGUUUGAGCAAUUUGUUUUUUCUAUGGACCAAUUUUGGGUCCUAUCAGUUGCCAUGAGUUUUAUUACACAAUAUGAUUAUUACGAUAUUUUUGUAUAAAUGAAUGUGCUAUAUUCAAGUUUUAGUCUUCUACAUAAAGAUAGUAUUUGUGUCUAAGAAAAUGGAAAUUAAAAUACGUUCGAUGUUUUUCUGGAGUUUCAAUAUGACAAAAUAAAAUAUUUAAACCGCUUGUUUACAAACAUAUUCAUUGGUAAGUAAUUGAUACAUAAAUACAUUUGGUACCUCACAUAGUAAAUAUUGUUGUCAGUGGUACCAAAAGUAUUUUUCAAGCUGCAAGAUUAUCCAGGACUAAGAUUUUCAAAUCGAAACUUGUUGCAAAAUCAACUUUGUUUUUAAUGAUUUGAGAUUUACUGGUUCAAAACCAAGCUAUGAAACCUGUAAAUUAUUUGUUAUAGAUCAAUCGUUAAUUUGAUAUAGUUUACAUUGAUAAGUGAUGAUUUUUAAGUUCAGGCAAUGAAUCUGUACAGAUUGUUAAGGGUAGAGAUAAUUUCAGUUUGUUUUGUUGUUAUUUAUUGUUAUCGCAAUACAUAGGAAAAAUGGUUGUAAUUGUUGUAUUAGAAAGUAAUAUUAAAGAGUUCAAAGUUAAUGAAA